Molecule: messenger RNA, 1624 nt
Organism: Amaranthus tricolor (Joseph's coat)
Lineage: Eukaryota; Viridiplantae; Streptophyta; Magnoliopsida; Caryophyllales; Amaranthaceae
Product: 3-ketoacyl-CoA synthase 5-like
Exons: 1
Coding region: 175-1521 (448 amino acids)
Biological process (GO): fatty acid biosynthetic process
Cellular component (GO): membrane
Molecular function (GO): acyltransferase activity, transferring groups other than amino-acyl groups
Source: RefSeq, a predicted model, not a curated record
AUCAUCUAAAAAGAAGACAUCAUCAAACAAAAGCAAUGUCCCCAAAAUUACUAGGGUUUUUAAGGGCAUCAAUAAAGCUCAAAAAUGUAAAACUAGACUACCACUAUUUAAUAAAUCAUUUCAUCCCCGGUCCCCCUUAUCAUCUUUCCCAUCAUAGUUACUAUCUUUGUUCAAAUGUUCCACCAUCUAAGUAACAUCUUCAUAAGCCUUUUCAUUCCUUUCCAAAAACUAAAUUACCUUCAAAUCCUCUAUUUUUCUUCACUUAUCAUCUUCAUAUUCAUCAUCCAUUACAUAUCUCGCCCUCAUACAGUCUACUUGGUCGACUAUUCUAACUAUAGACCACCCACCAUACUUAGAGUUCCAUUCCCAUCCUUCGUGGAACAUUCUAGAAUCAUUGUCGAUGAUAACAAAAUCGUCGAUUUUCAAAUGAAAAUCCUAGGACGUUCAGGACUAGGAGACGAGACUUGUUUACCUCCCGCCAUCCAUUACAUCCCACCAAAUCCAACUACAGAUGCAGCUCACGAGGAAGCUAAAACUAUCAUCUUCAGCUGCCUCGACAAACUGUUCUCGAACACUGGUCUUAAACCCAAGGAUGUUGAUAUAUUGAUUCUCAAUUGUGGUUUAUUCUCUCCUACACCAUCUUUAUGUGCCACUUUAGUGAAUAAAUACAAGUUAAGAAGUGAUAUUGCAAGUUAUAAUAUUUCAGGGAUGGGAUGUAGUGCAGGAUUGAUAUCAGUAGACUUAGCCAAAGAUCUACUCCAAAUACAUCCAAACUCAAACGCAGUAAUAGUAAGUACGGAGAUACUGACUCCGAACUACUACCAAGGAAGUGAUCGUGCAAUGCUCCUCCCGAACUGCUUAUUCAGAAUGGGAGGAGCUGCGGUUUUAUUAUCCAACAAAACAACGUGCAGAAGUCACGCAAAAUAUCAACUUCUUCACCUUGUUCGAACCCAUAAAGGAUCCGACAACAAAUCAUUCAAAUGUAUAACAAGAGUCGAAGAUAACAAAGGUAAACUCGGGAUUUCCCUUCAAAAAGACGUGAUGACUAUAGCAAGGGAAGCACUUAAAUCCAAUAUUACAACUAUAGGUCCUUUGGUGCUUCCUACAUCUGAGAAAAUCCUUUUUCUAUUAUCCUUCUUUGUGCGGAAGCCUUAUGUACCGGAUUUUAAAAAGGCGUUUGAACAUUUUUGUAUUCAUGUUGGUGGUAGAGCGGUGAUUGAUGAGCUUCAGAAGAAUCUACGGUUGUCAGAUGAACAUGUAGAAGCUUCUAGAAUGACGCUUCAUAGAUUUGAGAAUACAUCAUCGUCAUCAUUAUGGUAUGAAUUGGCAUAUAUUGAAGCAAAAGGAAUGAUGAAGAAGGGAGAUAGAGUUUGGCAAAUUGGAUUAGGAAGUGGGUUUAAGUGUAAUAGUGCAGUGUGGAAGUGUUUAAAUGGUGUGACAAAUAGUCCUACAAAAGAUAGUCCAUGGUUUGAUUGUAUCCAUAAGUAUCCUGUUCAUAUUCCUGAAGUUGUUAAGCUCUAAUUUAGCUUCAGUUCAGUGAGACUUUUUCCUUUUUGUUUUUAAAUUUUAUUUUUAUUUUUAUUUUUGUGGAAUGUGAUAUUUGUUGUAUUCUGUAUGUGCAAUU